AUGGCGCUGCUCUCCCUCGUUCUCACCACUCUCCUAGCGGCAGCGCCAUGCUACGCUAAUACUGGGUGCCCAAGUUCAUUGCCGUCGACCCCAUCGGUUACGACAAGACAUGGGACACUGUUGGGUGGAAAAUGCAACACAACAGACGUAAACUUCUUCUUGUCUAUUCCUUACGCAAAUCCUCCAAAGAGGUUUCACGCUCCUGCGCCAUAUACUGAAGUGUUCAACAAACGAAACGCAACGGUUGCCGCUCCGGCCUGUCCGCAGUUUGGGACGACUUUCAUUGAGACAGGAGCGCAAUCUGAAGACUGCCUCUUCCUUGACAUCUGGGUUCCGGAGCACAAGCCUCAUGAAUCCAAGCUCCCUGUCAAGAUAUGGAUCUUUGGUGGCAGCAAUGAGGCAGGAGGUAUUUCCAAUGCAAUGUACACAGGAUGUUACGCUGCCGAGAACGCCAUUCAGGUCAAUGUUAACUAUCGAGUUGGACCUUUGGGCUUCCUGGCGGCUGACAAGGCUGGAAUCGGUGGCAACUUUGGCAUACAAGACCAGCUUCUGGCGCUAAAAUGGAUCAAGGAUAAUAUCAAGUCCUUUGGCGGCGAUCCUGAUAAGAUGGUUCUUUUCGGACAGUCAGCUGGCGCUUUCAAUACUUUUGCCAUUGCGACUAUGGAUGAGGCCCCUAGUCUGAUCAAUGCUGCCAUUAUGGAAUCGGGAGGUGGUAGCGAUUUUGCAUCUGUUGCGGAGGCUCAACCUUGGAAUGAUCUUUUCCUUACUGGUCUGGGCUGCCAGCCAUCAGAUUUCUCCUGUAUCAAUUCUAAGAGCGUAGCCGAGAUGCAAAAAGCUAUUUUACAGAUGCCCGCUGGAGUUGGACCGACAAUCGGUAGCCCCAUCUCCCAUCUCGGCCGAGGCUUUAGCUGGGGACCUCUUGUAGAUGGCAAAGUAAUUCCCAAGGCGCCUGCUUCAGCCGGUGUCAAGGUUCCAUCUGUUUUCGGCUCGACCACGUCAGAGGGCAUGCUCUUCGUUUUGGCUACCUAUUCGCAAAACUUGACAAAGCAAACUCAGGAUACUUACGACGACUUCUUGGGUUAUCAGUUUGGCCCGCUUGCGUCGCGCGUCAAUUCCACCUAUCCGCUCUCCAAAUUUCCACCAACCGCUUCUGUUCCCAACUCUGCCGACGCUGCCAUCGGUGCCAUUUACACUGACUACGCCUUCAAGUGUACGACCCACAGAGGCCUUCAGAAGGGCAUCGCCAACAGGGUCCCUGUGUUUGCCUAUUCCUUCGCCCGCGUUCCCUCUUGCACUUGGAUGACGUCUGUCCCCGAUGUUCCUUUUGUCCACAGCUUUCUUGGUGCCACGCACACCGCGGAGCUUCCAUUUGUUUUUGGUGUGUUGGACGGGUUACCCGCACCCGGGGGGAACUGCAGCUCUACUGCAGACGACUUACAGGUCAGCAAGCAGAUUAUAUCUUCUUGGGAUAGUAUGGCAGCUGUAGCAAGCCCUGGAGCUCAUUGGCCGCGCUACUCUGGAGGAAGUCAGGGAAGCGAGGCCAUGGGAAUGCUGUAUCUGGCGAACGAGACUGUUGUGGGCGAGAUAGACUACAGCGUUUGCUCAUUUUGGGACGAGAUACGAGAAGAGUUAUUGGCUCUGCAAGCUCAUGGGAAAGUGAGCGGGCCGUAA
Molecule: messenger RNA, 1671 nt
Organism: Trichoderma gamsii
Lineage: Eukaryota; Fungi; Ascomycota; Sordariomycetes; Hypocreales; Hypocreaceae
Product: carboxylesterase
Exons: 4
Coding region: 1-1671 (556 amino acids)
Source: RefSeq, a predicted model, not a curated record